UGGGAGGGUGGGUGUGUGUUUACCUAUGUCUUCUCUGUUCACUGCUUUUCAGUCUCGCGCUGCUCCUCAUGGCCGCGACAGCCUCCGCCGCUCACUACAGUCUGCUCAGCGCGAGCGCGCCGGUGCACGCGGACUCCGGCGGCAUGCAGCAGCACGCGGCUCCGGGGUCGGCUUACAGGCACGCGCACGCCGCCGCGCUGCUGCAGAGCGAGUUCGCGCUGCAAAACAACGGCGGUGGGAGUCACGCGCACCAGUGGAUCGCGGCCGCGCUCUCUCACGGUGGGAGAGGGGGAUUAGUAGGAGGAGGAGGUGGAGGUGGGGAAGGAGCCGCGUGGACGUCCGCCGACAUCAAACCCACGAUCCGCAGCACGGGAGACGAGAUGCGAGGACAACGACAACAGCGACGACAACAGCAACAAUAACAACAACAAUAACAACAACAACUCAAGCAGCGGAACUUACAGCACAUGCUUCAUCAUCCUCAUCAUCCCCAUCACCAUCAUCAUCAGCAUCACGAAGAGGACGCCGCACGCGCGUGGAGGAGCGCGAGCGGUACAGCGGCGGCUCACCUGCCCAGCGUGGGCGCGGCGACCGGGCAGCAGAGUCUCGCUUACUCCGGCGGGUUUGGCGCGCUCAACGGGCUCGUGCCGGGCAUUCAAGCGCAUCACCAGCACCAUCAGGAUCACGAGCACGAGCAUCACCAUCACCACAGUCCGCAUCUGCGGGAGCACCAGCACCACCACCGGAGUCUGCACGAGUCGCCGGCGUCGGACGAGGACGUGACCCCGACGUCAGACGACCUGGAGCACUUCGCCAAGCAGUUCAAGCAGCGGCGCAUCAAGCUCGGCUUUACGCAGGCAGAUGUCGGGCUCGCGCUCGGCACCCUCUACGGCAACGUGUUCUCGCAGACGACCAUCUGCCGGUUCGAGGCGCUGCAGCUCAGCUUCAAGAACAUGUGCAAGCUCAAGCCGCUGCUCAGUAAGUGGCUCGAGGAGGCGGACUGCAGCGCGAGCGGCGGCGGCGGUGGCACCGGCCUGGAUAAGCUCGCGGCGCAGGGGAGGAAGCGGAAGAAGCGCACGUCCAUCGAGGUCAGCGUGAAGGGCGCGCUCGAGAGCCACUUUCUGAAGUGUCCCAAACCGGCCGCGGCGGAGAUCACGAGCCUCGCGGACAGCCUGCACCUCGAGAAGGAGGUGGUGCGCGUGUGGUUCUGUAACCGGCGGCAGAAAGAGAAGAGGAUGACGCCGCCCGGUGUGCACGCCACGCACGGGACCGAGGAGGCCAUGCUCGAGCUCAAAACGCAAAACGUGCAGUGA
This is a messenger RNA of Ictalurus furcatus (blue catfish), 1313 nucleotides long. RefSeq names its product POU class 3 homeobox 2b (gene pou3f2b). Gene Ontology annotation, molecular function: RNA polymerase II cis-regulatory region sequence-specific DNA binding; DNA-binding transcription factor activity, RNA polymerase II-specific. Gene Ontology annotation, cellular component: nucleus. The record is from RefSeq and is a predicted model, not a curated record. Gene Ontology annotation, biological process: regulation of transcription by RNA polymerase II; brain development. Lineage: Eukaryota; Metazoa; Chordata; Actinopteri; Siluriformes; Ictaluridae.